AUGGAACGGUAUCAGCGCAUUGAGAAGGGCGGCUCCAUUGGCGAAGGCACAUACGGCGUCGUGUACAAGUCACUGGACCUCAAGACUAAAAAAGUGGUGGCACUGAAGCGCAUUCGACUAGAAACCGAGGACGACGGUAUCCCCAGCACGGCACUGCGUGAGAUCUCAGUGUUGCGCGAGCUCGAGCACCCGAACAUUGUCAGGCUAUUAGACUGCUUACAGGAGGACGGCAAACUCUUUCUCGUGUUUGAGUUUAUGGAUAAGGACUUGAAAAGGCACAUGGAGCACAAGAUCGGCAAGCUCGAGCCCAGUCAGAUUAAGAGUUUUCUGUACCAGUUGUUGAAGGGACUCGCGUUCUCGCACUCGCGCGGCAUCAUGCAUCGAGAUUUAAAGCCGCAGAACCUGCUGGUGAACGCAACGGGAGAGCUAAAGAUUGCCGACUUCGGUUUAGCACGAGCUUUUAGUCUCCCGAUUAAAAAGUACACACACGAGGUAGUCACGCUGUGGUAUCGAGCGCCCGAGAUCUUGCUCGGCCAGGAAGUAUACUCACCCCCUGUUGAUAUAUGGUCCGUCGGAGUCAUUUUUGCCGAGAUGGUGUUGAAGAAGCCGCUCUUCCCAGGUGACUCCGAGAUCGAUCAACUCUAUCGUAUCUUUAGGACUUUUGGUACGCCGAAUGAAGCGUCGUGGCCAGGUGUUACAAAACUUCGAGACUACGCGCCUACAUUCCCAAAGUGGAAGAAGAAAAACAUGAGAGAGCUAUUUUCUCAGCUAGACGAGAGUGGACUAAAUUUGCUAGAGUUCAUGUUGCAUUACGAUCCGUCUAUGAGAAUCAGUGCAAAAGAGGCGCUGCGACACCCGUACUUUGAUGACGUAGAUUCCGAGUUUAUGUAG
Molecule: messenger RNA, 891 nt
Organism: Peronospora farinosa
Lineage: Eukaryota; Oomycota; Peronosporomycetes; Peronosporales; Peronosporaceae
Source: the annotation of a GenBank genome assembly